CAUCUCAGUUUUUUCAGUUCUAACCGAAGAUACAUAAUAAAACAAUAAAGUUAUCGCAAUGCCUUCAAAUUUAGUUGAUCUGCGGCCGGACCGUCGUCUGUUGGACCACGAAUUCGAAGGUUACAAGCUGAACCUGCAGGCGUUGCCUCACUACAGCCACGACCUAACAUCGCGUGUAGACCGUGUUUUCCCCGACGACGUCCAAUACUCCUUCAUUCACGCAAAGCUCUUUGCACUCCACAACCACCUCGUAGCGGACAAAUGGGAUUACACGCACAGUUUCUACUACAUAGAUGAGAAACAGCAAGUUAGGCAUAUCAGUUUCGAUAACGCUAACCUAACGUUUCAAAACACUGUUGUUUACGAUGUUCCGGCUCACGAGGAGCGCAAAUCUGGUCAUUUCAACCUGUGCCUGUCGUUUCCUUCUGGUAGUUUGGCUCUGGUGAGUGACGGGACGGGGUACUUGCACAUAGUGGACACGCGCGCGCGCAGCAGGCCGGCCGAAUGCAAUGCACAGUGGCAGACGCAGCAGUCUAGUCUCAUCUUGGGCGAAGAUAAGUAUUUCAUCAUUGUGGACUCAAGAAUUGUAGAAGAAAACAACACAGAUAUCUUACACUGCCUCUUACAGUCUGUGGAGCAAAAUGAGGCUCAGUUUGACUCUGUUUUGACAUGGGUCACAUUCAAAUUUGAUGAAGCCAACACAAUUUGGUGUCAAAUGAGCUUCAGGCAAGUUCAAGGGAAAGGCAUUGUACAUUAUGCCGCACUGGAGAGUUUGUGUUCCGCUAUCUACAUAGCUUCCGAUCAUCCAUUUAAAUUUACAAAGGAUUCUGAGAAGGAAAUAGUUGAAAAAAAGGAAGAGAUCAGGACAAUAUUGUACACAUGGCUACAAACAUCGGAGGACAUAACUAUUACAUUGAAAUUGGAGGAGAAUUUUGAUAAGAAGCUUUUUAGAGUGGAUGUGAGUCCAUUGGAGGUGAAGAUAAGCUAUGGGGGUAAAGAGUUUGUGAGUGGCCGUCUGCGGAACAGAGUGGACAGUGAGCUGACGACCUGGAACGUGCAAGACAACGGUCAGGCUAAUGUGCUGCUGACUAAGUCGGACAGCAUGCUGUGGGACGAUCUCAUUGAGGGUGGCGAUAAGAACGGCGAGCAGAUAAUGGAUGAGAGUCUGAUCGAGGAGGCUCACCGCCGACUGUCACAUCUCUGCUCAGAGACGGAGGUGACUUCUGUUGAACAGUCCGCUCCGGGGCUCUCCACGCAGGAGUUGGAGGAAUGUGACGCAGCAUCUGAAGAGGACACUGUGCUUGUGCGUCUAGACACCAGCCACGAGACUACGCACCGCGUUCUAAGUGUGAACCGCUACCUCUUCAGCCUCACCAUCGACCCACAGCAGGCGCCCGCCAUCGUCCUGCGCCACGACGUCGACGCCUGUAUUUGGCAACCUUACCCUGCAGACAACAGACCCUUCCUCACCCACGAAGGAACCUUAAUGGCCUUCGGAUACAUACAGUCUUCCAAAACCAACAGGAAAUUUAUCACGUGCCCACCCAACUUAUCUUACGGAGUGGUCUGCGAGAGUUCCAGACAUAUCUUCGUGUACCAGCAUAGGAACAGCGGGCAGUUACGGAACAGGAGUGGCGGGGUGAACCGGCUGGUGAGAGUCGGCCAGCAGAAUGUGUUCAAUGUGGAGAAGUUCGGUGAAGUGGUCGGGAUUGAGGCGACUAAUGAUUAUUUGUUCGUGUUGACUGAGAGCUCUUUGGUGGCUAUUGGUGUUCAGUAAAGUUACCUCCAACUGUGUUUUAAGAGAAAUUAAAUAUGUAAAAAGGAUUUAUUUUUA
Leguminivora glycinivorella is the source of this 1834-nucleotide messenger RNA. Its product is annotated as nudC domain-containing protein 1. The record is from RefSeq and is a predicted model, not a curated record. Lineage: Eukaryota; Metazoa; Arthropoda; Insecta; Lepidoptera; Tortricidae.